Molecule: messenger RNA, 2253 nt
Organism: Hymenoscyphus albidus
Lineage: Eukaryota; Fungi; Ascomycota; Leotiomycetes; Helotiales; Helotiaceae
Source: the annotation of a GenBank genome assembly
GGCGCGUCUCCCAUCUUCUUGAAGCUUCUAACUACCUAUGAAGGUUGUCAAUCACAUUGUCGAGUAUGCCUUUAUACUAUCCCAUCACGAUUGUCCGAUCAGACGGUCUUUUCGCCGUCCCCACCAGAUCUGGAACCAGUGAGCCCAAUGAGCCCACCGCCGCUCAGCAAGAUGAUACGCCCGACUCCAAAGGUAUGGUGGAUUGCUACAAGAGACUGGACCCUGAGGAACCAAAAGCAGUCGAUUGGAGACGGAAGCUAGGUGGCAUGCUGAUGCACCGACUUGGUGGAAAGGAACAUCUUAGUAAUUCUUUCCCCGAUGCCCCUCUUCCUUUGCAAGCACUGAAACUAAUACCAUCCCAGACAAAAGCUAUAUCCUCGCCGAAAUCCCAGAAGGGUACGUGCUAUGGGAGCAUCUGAAGUACAAUGUGGAUAAGGUUAAUGGCGACAAAUCAAAGGAAAAGGGCAAACACGCAGCAGGAGUCUUUGAGAGGCAGGAUGCAUACCUCUACGGACACCCACAAGGUCGAAAGAAGCGUUAUAGAAGUCCAGCGGAUUUCUUCCAUCAUCUGCUCUGGCUGGCCGUAGACAAAGAAGGCGAUCCGAGGAAUUGCUCAUGCAAAAUUUGCUCGCCUGAUGAGGUCGCCGAGGAAAGUGUGAAGGCUACAUCGCAGCUGAAGAAUGAAAUCAAGCCCGUUCCUGCUCCUACCACAUCAGCUGUGACAAUAAAACGUAAGGGACCCUGCUAAUGUUUACUUUCUUUGAUACUAAUAUUCUCGUCAGCUUUACCACAAUCGCAAUCUACUCCCGCUGCUUCCAAACCUCCACCAAAUAAUAUACAGAAAGCAACCUCACAACCAAACCCUACAGCUUCGACAUUUAUUUCGGCCGAGCAGAGAGCAGACGGUGCUGCUAAUGGACAGUACUUAUACAGAUCCGGGGAAUUGGUGUGGUUCAACAAUGGAUUGAACUGGCGGUUGGGCAUAAUUUCGAGGCGCCAAAUACAGAAUAACAAACCCCGCUAUCUUCUUCAGCCUCUCUCAAAUCCCUACCAACACCAACCUUGGCAAAUCAAGGAUGAUGAAGCAUCUAUCAGACCUUGGCUGGCAUGGAGCGUCCCACUUACCACGGUACCUGCAAUACAAGAACUGACUUAUGAUCAAGUCCCAUGGGAACGAGUUCUAAGAGGAGAGCUGGAUGCUGGUCAUUCACGAGACUACGUCGUUGAUGGCAGUAUUCUUGCUGCAAAGGUCGUUGAUUCCAGUUACUCACUUUACGACCGAAUUGAAAAUGCUUUGGCAGGUCCAGGAGAAGUGCAUUACCGAGGAAUGUUUUUAGGUGCCGAAAAGAUUUGGGUAGGCGAGCCAAUUCGACUACGAGGAAGUGACAGCAAAGAUAUCGUUGUGCUCAUUGUUCAUAAAUUAAUUGAGCGCACGACCCCACAAGGCAUUUCGUCGGUGACAUUCGUUGGCGAUGUUUACAAAUGGGUCGAAAUGCCCACUCCAUACAGGAAUCGAGCGGAUUGGCCUACACCAGAUCUACCUGCCCGUAUGGUAGCGGAUCUUCGGUUUAGAAACGAAGUUGCUGACCAAGCUGGCACGGGCAUAUAUUGCGAAUGGCGUUUACUAGAACCAGCGGUUCGCAAAAGCCUAACAGACGUAAAAGGUCGAUGGUACGAAACGCGAACACUCCUUCCCAUCCUUCGAGGAGCAGCAGCCUUCCAGGCCGAACUCGUCAAGGGUCGUACUCACGAUGCGGGACAAUUCAUGAACGGUCGACGGGAUAAGAAUAACAACGUCGAGACACGCAAGAAGAAUCGUAGGGACACUUUGGGGAGAGCCGUACCGGCUGACUUCAAGGUAUCAAGGGGGUUGGAUGGUCCCGAAGCUGAUUUGGCGUUCCCUGAUAUUCAGCAGCCGCCGCCCGCCGCGGCGGAAUUGACGCCGUAUGUGGAGUCGGAUAUUGACCAAUUUAUGGAUUUGGAUCAGGCUGCUACUGGGGGACAUCAUGAAUUUUAUGGUGGGGUUUAGGACCUUGAUUAGAGUAAUGUGCAGAUCUGAUAGGGGCUUGGGGCGUUAUUUGGGAGUCGGGGUUCUCUGAAAGCUACAAGGAUGUUUGAUAUUCUUGUUGUGGUUGUUACAUCUGGGCCUGUUUCUGUUUUUUUCUCUUUACUUUUUCGGUGAAUGUAGAUACCCAGACCUUUUUGCUUUCUUUAUGGCUGCAUGUUUGCUUUGCGGGAAUGGUAAAAUGUUGG